Messenger RNA from Amborella trichopoda, 4076 nucleotides. Its product is annotated as putative phospholipid-transporting ATPase 4. Gene Ontology annotation, molecular function: ATPase-coupled intramembrane lipid carrier activity; ATP hydrolysis activity; ATP binding. Gene Ontology annotation, biological process: phospholipid translocation. Gene Ontology annotation, cellular component: plasma membrane. The record is from RefSeq and is a predicted model, not a curated record. NCBI's taxonomy places the organism in Eukaryota, Viridiplantae, Streptophyta, Magnoliopsida, Amborellales, Amborellaceae.
AAGAAUAUGAAGAAUACCAGAAAUUUGUGUUGGACAAAGUUUUAACAAGUGCUACUCUUUUGUUGUUGAGCUUUUUGGUGUACGGUAACUUGAAGAAGAUAAUCAGUGUGAUAUGGAGGAUUAAUCUUGUGAUAUUGUAUGAUUAUGAAGGAUUCCAUAUUUCUUUUAGUCUAAGCAUAUAUAAGAAAGCCUCAUAAUGCCUAAACAAAGGCAAAAUAAAAGUAAAAUCCGAUGGAGCAAACUAUACUCUUUCUCUUGUGUGCGACCUGGUGUUGUAGAAGCUGCUUCAAUUGAGCAGCUUGGUGGCCCUGGUUUCAGUCGCAUAGUUUUUUGUAAUCAGCCUUACUUACACCAGACAAAGCCAUUGAUUUAUCCUGAUAACUCCAUCUCGACAACCAAAUACAAUAUCAUCAGUUUUCUUCCAAAGGCUCUCUUUGAACAAUUCCGCAGAGUUGCCAAUCUUUACUUUCUAUUGACUGCAUGUUUGUCAACAACUCCAUUGGCACCUUUCACACCUGCAAGUAUUAUUGCACCAUUCGUAUUUGUCUUGGGACUCAGCCUGGCCAAGGAGGCAGUAGAGGAUUGGCAAAGAUUCAGGCAGGAUUUGAAGGUCAAUUCUCAAGUGGUAAAAUAUCAUAGAGGAAAUGGUGUCUUUGACACCAAAACAUGGAGAAAACUCUGUGUUGGAGAUGUUGUCAAAGUAGAGAAGGAUGAGUAUUUUCCAAGUGAUCUCCUCUUACUCUCCUCGAGCUAUGGUGAUGGGCUUAGCUAUGUUGAGACCGUGAAUCUUGAUGGGGAGACAAAUUUGAAACCUAAGAGAUGCUUAGAAGCAACACUUCCGUUGGAUCAAGAUACUGAAUUCAGCCACUUUACGGCUUCAAUUCGUUGUGAGGAUCCCAACCCUAAUCUCUACUCCUUUGUUGGGAACUUGGAUUUUGAGGGUCAGUUAUAUGCAUUAAAUGCUGAACAAGUGCUUCUUAGAGAUUCCAAGCUUCGGAAUACUGGUUAUGUUUAUGGUGUUGUGAUCUUCAGUGGUUCCGAUACAAAAGUGGUCCAGAACUCCACAAGGUCUCCAUCCAAAAGAAGUCACAUUGAGAAAAAGAUGGAUCACGUUAUUUAUCUCCUUUUUGCCAUUCUUGUUCUGAUUUCACUGGUUAGUUCCAUAGGAUGCUCUUUGUAUACCAAGUUUGAAAUGACAGAUUGGUGGUACCUUCAACCUGAUGUGGGUGAUGCUUCCUUUGAUCCGCAAAAACCAGAACUAACAGGUGCCUCUCAAAUGAUAACUUCACUGAUGCUUUAUGGCUAUCUAAUCCCAAUAUCUCUCUAUAUUUCAAUAGAAGUUGUGAGAGUAUUGCAAGCAAUCCUCAUUAACCAAGAUAUGCAGAUGUACAAUGAAGAAACUGGCAGUGCUGCUGAAGCCAGAACCUCAAAUUUGAAUGAAGAGCUUGGCCAGGUUGAAAUGAUUUUAUCAGAUAAAACUGGGACUCUUACAAGUAACCAGAUGGAAUUCGUGAAGUGCUCCAUUGCUGGAGUUUCUUAUGGUUGUGCAGUAAGUGAAGUUGACAUUGCUGCAUCCAGAAGAUUUAGAGCAGACAUGAAAAAAUUUACUUUUGAUUCUCAAGGUUCUGUUUGUCUAAGCCAGAGUUUUGAUAUAUCUGGGUUUCCAGAUAGUGAUGAUAAAGCCCAUAACACUGGGCAGAGUGAAGAGGGAUUCAAAUCUGAAGAAGCUGAUGCUACCGUUGAAAAUGACAGUAAACAUGUUCAAUUAAGAAAUGGAUAUAAAAUCAAAGGUUUCAACUUUAAUGAUGAUCGGCUCUUGUGUGGGAAGUGGAUAAACAACUCUUGUGUUUUUGACAUUGCUAUGUUCUUUCGAGUGUUGGCCUUGUGCCACACUGGUAUACCAGUACAAGAUGAGGAAACUGGUGCAAUAAAAUAUGAGGCUGAAUCCCCUGAAGAAGUGGCUUUUCUGAUUGCUUCCCAAGAGUUUGGAUUUAAAUUUUGCAAAAGAACCCAAUCCGUUUUGGUGCUUAGGGAGUUCAUUCCUUUUUCUGGACAGGAAACAAAAAGGGAAUACAAGCUUCUCAAUCUAUUAGAAUUCAGCAGUUCCCGUAAGAGAAUGUCCAUUAUAAUAAAGGAUGAUGAAGGUAACAUCUUUCUCCUGUGCAAAGGUGCUGACAGUAUUAUCUUUGAGAGGCUUGCCAACGAUGGUAAGCAGUAUGAGCAGGCGACUCGUGCCCAUCUUUCAGAUUAUGCUGAAGAUGGCUUGCGAACUUUAGCAUUUGCAUACAGAAGGCUAGAAUUAGCUGAAUACGAUGAGUGGAACUCACUAUUUUUAAAAGCUAAGACUACUAUUGGUCCAGAAAGAGAACACUUGUUAGAGAGUGCUUCUGAAAUGAUGGAGACAAAGCUGACUCUUUUAGGGGCUGCUGCGGUGGAGGACAAACUGCAGAAAGGGGUUCCUGAAUGUAUUGAUAAACUUGCCCAUGCGGGUCUAAAGAUAUGGUUGCUAACUGGAGAUAAGAUGGAGACUGCCAUCAAUGUAGGAUUUGCUUGUAGUUUACUUCGACGGGAUAUGAAGCAAUUCCAUCUCAAUUUAAAGAUUGUUGAUAAAUCAGAAGUCCUUGAAAAGGUUUUAAAGGACGAUCUCUUGCUUCAAAUUGAGGAUGCUUAUCAAGCUACUUCUUUAGAGUCCGGCAGAGAUACACCAUUUGCUUUGAUAGUGGAAGGGAAAGCUCUUGAACUUGCUCUGCAGAAUGAUGUGAAACACCAAUUUCUACGCUUAGCUGUAAAUUGUGCUUCUGUUAUAUGCUGUCGAAUAUCGCCGAAGCAAAAAGCAUUGGUUGCAAGAUUGGUGAAGGAGCAUACUAGUAUGAUAACUUUGGCUAUAGGAGAUGGUGCCAAUGAUGUUGGUAUGAUUCAAGAGGCGGACAUUGGUGUCGGGAUCAGUGGCAUGGAAGGAAUGCAGGCAGUCAUGGCCAGCGACUUUUCACUGCCACAGUUUCGCUUCUUGGAACGUUUGCUUAUAGUGCAUGGACAUUGGUGUUAUAAGAGGAUUUCUAAGAUGAUAUGCUAUUUUUUCUACAAAAACAUAACAUUUGGUCUUACCUUCUUCUACUAUGAGGUGUACACAAGCUUCUCGGGGGAGAUUCUAUAUGAUGAUUGGUAUAUGGUGCUAUUCAAUGUGAUUUUGACAUCUUUACCUGUAAUAUCAUUGGGAGUUCUCGAGCAAGAUGUUUCAUCUGAUGUGUGUCUUCAGUUUCCAGCUCUCUAUCAACAAGGUCAGAGAAAUAUCUACUUUAGAUGGAGACGCAUCCUUGGUUGGAUACUAAAUGGCGCCUACAGUUCUCUUGCAAUCUUUCUCUUGAAUAUUUGUAUCUUCCAGCUCUCUGCCUUCCACACUGAAGGUGAAGUUCCUGAUCUUGCUCAUCUUGGUGCCAUAAUGUACACAUGCGUAAUCUGGACUGUCAAUUGUCAGAUUGCACUCUUGAUCGGCCAUUUCACUUGGAUUCAACACUUAUUUAUAUGGGGUAGCAUUUCAUUUUGGUACCUGCUCAUGCUUAUAUAUGGUACCCUCCCACCAACACACUCAAAUAGAGGAUUUAAGAUAUUAUCAGAGGCUCUAGGACCUGCACCAACAUAUUGGCUUGCCACCCUUCUUGUAGUGCUUGUUUCUCUUCUCCCUUACUUUGUGCAUAUUGUGUAUCAAAGGUCAUUCAACCCUAUGGAUGACCAUGUCAUUCAAGAAAUUAAGUAUUAUAAGAAGGAUGUUACAGAUCGAUUCAUGUGGUUAAGAGAACAAAAUAAUGCCAAGAAGAAGACCCAUGUCGGGUUUUCGUCAAGAGUUGAUGCAAAGAUCAAGUAUUUGAGGGAGCAGUGGUAUCGAAAGACGAUGGCAAUAUACAGAUCUAUGACAAAUAGCCCACUUUCCUAAUUGGGCUUCACUUGUGCCUUGUGGAAGUUUAUUCUUAGCUUUAAGUAAAAUAUGGAGUUUUGUUCGUUAUUGGUUUGUUCUUUAUUUUAUGCUCCAUUCAUCUGUAAUUCUUGAUUCUUGUUUCAAAUUGUUGAACACGUGUACC